UGCCAAUCAGCACCUAAGCAAAGUUGUCGAAUUCAACAAAUGAGAAUCGAAACUCUAGUCAAUUGAGUUUCGUACCUACGCCUCAAAGGGUAGCGUUUUUAAAAUAAAUGGUUAAUACUUACUAAAUAUAAUCUCAAAAAUGGAUGUCUUUCUAAUGAUUAGGCGAAAAAAAUUAACCAUCUUCACGGACGCUAAAGACACGACAACGGUACUGGAAUUAAAGAAAAUGAUUGAAGGCAUCUUAAAGACUCCUCCCCCGAGUCAGAUGCUGUUCAACAAGGACAGCCAGCUCAUGGAUGACGAGAAGACCCUGGCGGAGUACGGACUCACCUCCGCUACAGCUAAAGCUCAGUGCCCGGCACCCAUCGGACUUGCUCUAAGAAAGGAAAGCGGCGAAUUUGAAGCUCUGGAUCUGACCCCGUACUCUUCCCCCCCGGACCUGCCCGACGUCAUGAAGUCACAGGAAGCCAACGGACAGGAGCAGAUGGACCAGCACUAAGCCUCCGGACAGCGCCCGCGCCGUGACACACACACACACACACACCGCAUAUAAACAUACUUAUUUUGUUAAUCAUUUAUCGAUUUGUGCUCGAUUUUAACAAUUCUGUUGCUACACAUUUGUUUGUAGUAUUUUUGUGAUGCUUUGUAACGGAUGACGUUUUUAUUCGGUGCGGGACAAGAUGCUGGGAGCUUCCGCGGCACGCCAAGGAUCAAAUCUCGACACUAUAUUGUAUCCAUUGUAUAUUAUGUGGAUCUCUACGUGGAAGUUUCUAGCAAAUGUAUCAGAACAUGAUUUUCACUCAUAAAAGGCUUUUGGCGAAAUAUUUCGCGUGAUAUUUAAUUACAAUAUCAAUCAGCACAUGAAUUAACUAAAGUAAUAUUAUAGCGAGUAUCGUCACGCGACGCGAGUUCGCCUCAGACCUGAGCCAUGACAUCUUGUUUAAAUAUUUCAAGUUUCUCCGAAUGUAACAUUCGUGCCUCAUGUUUGCACUAAACAAUAGUUUUUGUAUAACGCUGCAACUAUUCGGCAGGUUGCUCAGUAGGGCGGGGCCUGCAGAAUGUCACGGCAAUCUUACAUUCAAGGAACCUUCCUUUAAUGAUGUCUCCAUGCUAGGUUCAUACAAUCAUUGCAUUGUUUCGCUCAAUUUCUAAACGCUAGUUCAAAAUGAAAGAGACCUUUCACUGUCUAAACUGAAAAGAAAAACUAUUUGUAGUUUCAGUUUCAAAACUUUUGACGUAGGAAAUGGCACAUUUGUGACCAUAUAACAUUCUAGUUUAGAUAGUAAAAGGGCUGUUUAAAUAGGCUUUUAAUUUACUUAUUUGCUUUUCCCUCGCUGUAAAAAUCUAGCCAGUAAAAGUAAUUUAAAUGUAACUACUUUUUUAUCAUUUUAUUAAAAGGGGUAGGGGUAAUGUCAACUUGAUUAUUUGAUGGUUCGUUGUAACCGUGUGUUACAGUGUAACGUAAAUUAGGAGGGUGGAUUCAUAUGCGUUUUUCAUCGCGUUACAAUGGAAGAUGACUACUAAUUAAAUAAUAUCUUGAUGAACUAAUUUGGGUGAUACUGAGAUGUUAAUUUGUAUUGCUAUAUUGUUUUUAUACUAUUUUAGUACUUACAAAAUAAAACUGAUAAUGUUUAUUUGGCUCGUGUGUAACAAACUUAUCAGUAUUCCGUCAUUAUUUAUUAACUAACAAUUUUUUGUCGUUUUUUUUCUAUUUCAACGAACAACCAGCGGCGAGCCCCGCUCAGCCCCCCACCCCCCGUACGUGGGGGGCGCAUUCACCUCACUAGCCUAACUUCUCUGUUGCUUAUAUCUGUCUCUGUCACGUCGGGUGCACUAGCAUAGCCCUUAUUACGAAACAAUAAGGCAUUUUUAGGAUAUUGACGUCUUGCCUGUAUUUUACGUGAAGUACGCAUAAUCCUUGCUCUUGAAAUGAGUGCACUCGAUACUAGCGCCAUCAUAUCAAGUGGCGCGGCAUAAAACAGAACUAAAGUGUUGCCAGCUGCGCCACUGUUGGACGCUCCAAUAAGUUGAUUUAUUUUCUUAGCGUAAGGUUUAAUAAUGAUUUGUUAUACAUAACGAGGUUAUACGAAUUGUUAAUGCAUUUCUUGAAAUUAAAAUGGUUGAAGUGUUGUUUUUAAAGUAUGAAAGUAAGAACCUAAAAAAUAAUUUAGAUAUUAAUUAAAUGGAAUGGGUUCUAUGUUUCCGUACUUAGCACAACUAUUCAACUGAUUCUAAAACUUUAUUUUUGUAUACAUAUUUCUUACGAAUUUAUAAUUUCAAGUCCUGUAUAUUAAGUUUGCUCGACAGAUAUAACCAACAGACCAUUGUCCAUUGUACAUCUUUUUUUAUGAUAAAAUAUUUAACUAGCAUAGUUGGUAGCUGAUACUUGUAAUAGGGAGUAAAUAGGAGCUUUUCAUCACGGGGCUGCUGCGCCCUCCAUUGUGAUUUAAUAAUAACUAAUAUGGUGUCCGCUUCUUACACAGAAAACUAUUUCAUAGAAUGUAAUGUUUCGCAGAAUUUUCAUUUCAUAUAAACUUCUAACAGAAAAAUAGGUUAGGUUGGAACUGCGACCCUUUGCGAAAAAAUAUGUUUUCUAUGAAAUGAAAAUUCUGCGAAACAUUACAUUCUAUGAAACAAUUUUCUGCAAAACAAGGUACAUCCAACUAAUAUAAAUCCCGUCGCCAGUCCUCGACGGAUCGCUAUUUACUUUUUUAACGGGAACUUUUAAGCACGGAUUGUAUUUAUCUCGAGUUGGUCAAUUUAGGUGCAUAGCUAGCUAAUAUGGCCCACGGGUCGGCGAGGUUAUUUUCAGAUCUAAUCCAAGUUAGAAUAGUUGGGUAUUAAACGAUAUUGCACUUUAUUGUACUAUAACAUAGGAUAGCUAAUCAAACCAUCGUUCACCAUGGUCACUUAGGAAAAAUGUUUUCAUACAAAAAUUUAAUCUGAAUGGGGUAGGCAUCUAUCAAUUUCUUUGUCUAUGACAUUGUUGAAUUUCAUACAUAAAACCUAUAAUUAGCUUUUACCGGCCUUUAUUCAGAUGUGUCUGAGAUGGCCCAGUGUAGGCUGAUAAAUUCAAUUAUUUAAUUUUGUAUGAAGACAAAGCUGUACCAGUACAGUACCACGCGUAAAAUUUCAAUAUUUCUUGGUUAACCAGUAUAUAACCACGAUGGUGUUAUUCAAUAUUGGUUCCCCGGUUAGGUAACCUUAGUGGUUAGUCAUUAUAUCCUCUCGUACAACCCCGUUUCGAUGAUGGAUAAGUCACAUAAUCAGUGUAAUUAUUUAUUCAGUCUCUUGUGAGUAGAGGCAGACAAAGAACCGAUUGCCAAAAUAUUUCGCUUCUAAAAAUUAGGUGCUGGCAUCACUAUGAUUUUAUAGUAAUCCUUAUUUCGCCCAGUAUAGAAGUUUUUAAUUUAAAUAUUUUUAGAAAGUUUAUUUUAGGAAAAUUACACCUUUUGUACGCGUCGGUUCUUUGCUAUGGCUGUACCUGCAUUCUGCAUUAGUGAUGAUUCAACUAGAGACACAACGAGACUAGAGUAUGUAUAAAAUAGCGUAGUAUUUCAUGUGCGCGUAUGAAGUCUACAAUUAAAUGAACCAGCAGGAAAUAAAGCUGUUUUGAUUUGU
Messenger RNA from Cydia strobilella, 3621 nucleotides. RefSeq names its product elongin-B (gene EloB). Gene Ontology annotation, cellular component: VCB complex; elongin complex. Gene Ontology annotation, biological process: transcription elongation by RNA polymerase II. The transcript has 5 exons. Gene Ontology annotation, molecular function: protein binding. The record is from RefSeq and is a predicted model, not a curated record. NCBI's taxonomy places the organism in Eukaryota, Metazoa, Arthropoda, Insecta, Lepidoptera, Tortricidae. The coding region runs from base 140 to 499 and encodes 119 amino acids.